This is a messenger RNA of Sturnus vulgaris (Common starling), 2294 nucleotides long. RefSeq names its product Kin17 DNA and RNA binding protein (gene KIN). Gene Ontology annotation, biological process: DNA damage response; DNA replication. Lineage: Eukaryota; Metazoa; Chordata; Aves; Passeriformes; Sturnidae. Gene Ontology annotation, cellular component: nucleus. The record is from RefSeq and is a predicted model, not a curated record. Gene Ontology annotation, molecular function: double-stranded DNA binding.
GCAUCGGGACAGCACCGGCAGUAUGGGGAAGUCGGAUUUCCUCAGCCCCAAGGCGAUCGCCAACCGCAUCAAGUCCAAGGGGCUGCAGAAGCUGCGCUGGUACUGCCAGAUGUGCCAGAAGCAGUGCCGCGAUGAGAAUGGCUUCAAGUGUCACUGCAUGUCUGAGUCCCACCAGAGGCAGUUGCUGCUGGCUUCUGAAAAUCCUCAGCAAUUCAUGGAUUACUUCUCUGAGGAAUUCCGAAAUGAUUUCCUAGAAUUGCUCAGGAGGCGAUUUGGAACGAAGAGAGUCCACAAUAAUAUUGUGUACAAUGAAUACAUCAGCCAUCGCGAACACAUCCACAUGAAUGCCACACAGUGGGAGACACUGACUGAUUUUACAAAAUGGCUGGGGAGAGAAGGUCUUUGCAAGGUUGAUGAGACUCCUAAAGGCUGGUACAUUCAGUACAUCGACAGGGACCCAGAGACAAUUCGUAGGCAGCAAGAGCAAGAGAGGAAGAAGAAACAGGACCUUGAUGAUGAAGAAAAAACUGCUAAAUUCAUUGAACAACAAGUUAGAAGAGGUUUGGAGGGGAAAGAACUGGAAAUGCCAGUCUAUACUGAACUGAACAGAGAAAACGAAGAAGAAAAAGUUACAUUUAAUUUAAACAAAGGAGCAAGUACUUCAGUCGCAGCAUCUUCUAAAACAAGCAGUGUCCUUGGACAGAAUGCACUGAAGAUGGUGGAGGGGGCAGUUAAAAGAAAAGAUGCAGCUCAUAGCUCUGGUCAGCUCAAGGAGAAAAAGAAGAAAUCUGCACUGGAUGAGAUCAUGGAGCUUGAAGAGGAGAAGAAAAGAACAUCUCGAAGAGACUACUGGUUACAACCUGAAAUCAUUGUAAAAAUUGUAACAAAAAAGCUUGGAGAGAAGUACCACAAAAAGAAGGCAGUUGUUAAGGAAGUGAUUGACAAAUACACAGCAGUCGUGAAGGUGAUUGACUCUGGGGACAAGCUGAAGCUUGAUCAGACACAUCUAGAAACUGUAAUACCAGCACCAGGCAAGAAAGUGAUGGUAUUAAAUGGUGGGUACAGGGGGAAUGAAGGCAUUUUGGAAUCCAUCAAUGAGAAGAGGUUUUCAGUGACAAUAACCAUUGACUCAGGACCUUUAAAAGGGCGCAGAGUCGAAGAUAUCCAGUAUGAAGAUGUUUCCAAACUUGCCUGAGGUGCUAAAUCAUGCAUCAGAGAAGAUUUUGGUUCUCAAAACCUUCUUUCUGACAUCUUUCAGGCAGACACAAGACUCUACCAUGUCAGGGUUUUAAUUGUGUGUACAUGUAUUUAUAAUGUAUAUAGACAUUAACAACAGCAAACUUGAUUUAUUUAAAGAUAGCUAUGUAAUUUCUUAUAUGAAGUGUAUAUGGAAAUACUAUCAGUGGAAAUUUUUCAUCUGAUUUUAUAUCAAAGUUAUAAUAUUUGCUUCAAUUUCCUUUUGUAAAAUGUAGUAGAGAGCUGCAAACAGGGCAGGUCCUGAAGAGACAAUUACCUACAGGGAGGCAAUGUAUGUUGGAGCCAGUGGAGUUUAAACAACACAAUUCUCAAUCCAGAGCUAAAAUGGACUUCUGGGUGCAGGAACAAGGCAAAGGACUAAGGGAAUAGCAGGAAGAUACCAAUACUGCAAAGGAUUAUUUAUUGGAUGCUGUAAGAAUGGUCUGGCCUAUUACAUUCAGUCACCAGUUCAGUUUUGAUCAGCACAUCAGUGAUAGCAGAAUGCAAGUCAGGGCUCCUGCUAAUACUGAUAUGGAAUUUAUCUUCAUAUGGACUCCACAUGAAGCUGCUCCAUGGAUGUUACUUGUGGACUGUCUUGGGAUGCCAGCUGAAGCUUGUGCAGAUAUGAAUUGGGGGUUGCUCUUUUGCUUUUCCAAAGCCUUUUCCUUCCAUGUUGCUCUGCUACAUGAGUAAUGUUACUUGUGCUAAAUGAUACAGCAUUACUUGUUUUAUUUUUUUAAAAGCAUCACAUUUUGUACAACGUUUAAUUUCUAAGGCACUUCAGGAAUAAACAGAAACCUUUCUUAGGCCAGUGUGUUUCUUACCAACCUUUCCAAUGUGUGAGGCAGCUGUUGAUUUAAGUCCACUAAAGAGCACAGUGAAGUGCUGGGUUGGCACACCACAUUAUUUGGGUAAAAAAAAUAUGUGAGUGAUCCUGGGCAAAAUAAAACCCAUCACCUGAAGGCUGUGUCUCUGGAACCUUUUCCCUUUCCUUGCCUCAAAAGAUCUUGAUGAUUUGUGGUUUCCAGGGGAAACCUGCACAAAACUGGAAGUCUGCA